AGUUGUAUUUGGUCCGGCCAAUUACUCAGUUGCCGACGAAGACCGUGUUGAAAUAUGCAUACAUGACUGAAUAGGGCAGCUCCCAAAGAGAUCAACCCACCUCCGAGUUAACCUUUUGUGGAAUCAACAAAAACGUGCUAGUUUGGAAACCAGACAUGAAAUCGACUGACACGGUGAUUAUCAGACAAUGUUCCCGAGAGUAAAUCAAAUUGAUUUUGGUGGAGUAAAGCCUGAGUGGCGGAACGCUUGGAGCCUCGGCAUGACUUUGUAUUCUCCUGACUUUCAACAUGUGCUGCAAUUGCAGCAAACCCUCUAUGAUCCGCUCUAGCGCAUAGGACUAACUUUUGGGAACGCAGACAUUCCGGCAAGAGUAAUAUGGGGCGAUUUAGCCCCAACCUCGAAUGAAAUCUUAAGAAUUGAUAAUCUAACUAACAAUCGAAGGAUCUGGACACAAUGCGUGUCCGGGGCAGUGCAAUGAACUUCAAUGCAGAGAUCGGAACGCAAGAAUCAGAGCGCAGGCUACGGCAAGCACAGAGUAAACUUCCCUGCGCGUCGACGUCGUGCCUGCAGAACUUCUGGACGGAGGAAGAGCAAGAGCCGUGGCAUUGGUGUCGAGCAUGGGGGGACUGGCAACGGGAGCUCGUACGUUUUUCACGAGGGGUAAGGGUCCGAUACAACUCGACGGAGCUUGGUGCGUGGCCGAAGUCCAGACCGUCACAUUGGCUGCAGUCUGCAGAAGAAUGGAGCCGGAGUCGUUCAAGAUCGCAUGAUCCACACCGAGGCCGGUGGUGUCGCUGCUGAAAGCGAUGGCCCCGUUGACAUAUGCAUGCGACAGCAGGAGAUUGCCUUCGGUGGAGAUGCCGAAAUAGCACAGCUGCAUCGAGUCGUUGCUCCGUUGCAGCUCCUGAUCGCAUGGCGCUCGCCAUACAUUCGUCUUGUUGGCAGCAAUGGUCUGGUUCACGACGGAAAUCCAGCAGAAAAACUCGUUGCCUGGAUUGUUCGGAUUAUUUGCGGGCUCCGCUUGCACGGCCAGGUAGAAUUGCCUGUUAGGAGAAACGAUGACAGGCUGAUCUGUGAACUGGAACAAGUUGUCGACGGAUCCAAUUCCCACAAUCAUGCCGACUCGCCAUAGCUCGAGCUCAUUCAGCUGCGAAUUGCACACGAUGGCACUCGUGGAUAUUAGGGCGAGAAGAAGCAACACCGAAAUGUCUGCUCUGGACAUAUCUCCUGCUAGCCCCGGGUGGAAGACUUGACCUGAGCUCUCUCAAUGCGAGCAACGUGGAGGAGAAUUGACUCUGGCAGCGAGCUGCGUUGACGAUCGCGAAAAGUGAAGACCUCGCUGUCGUGAGCGGUCAGAGAAAGCUCCGAUGCGUCUGAGAGGAAUGGGCUUGCACCAUUCGUCGUGAGACUGUGGCCGGUCAGCGCAAUAGAGAUCGGCAGAAUGCACGGAUCUGGAUUGCACGUCUGUCUGUCUGUCGGUCGGAGAGCAGUCAGCGCUGCAUCCACAGAUUUGGAUUUUACCGCACUGCAGUUUUCCACCGCGACACCGAAAGAGUCGAAGUGAGGACGAUGGAACAUUCAUUCAGCGAACCGAUUGCUUUCUGCCAUUUAAUCUUCCUUCCUUCCUUCACUGCACGACGCGCAGCUUAAUAGGCAGAUCAAAACCCUCCGCUCUUGGAUCCGAGAUGCACAUUCAGGGGAUCCCAACUGUGGGCCGUUCUGCGCGACAAGAUCUCUUCGGAUCUGCACUCGCGGAGCAUAUUCUAUUGACCAAAUCAACGAGAUAAGAGGCGAAGGUAUCGGCGGAAAUUCGGAUGCGUUACAAGGUGGAAUCUCCGGCCAAUUAUGGCGAGAUCCACAUACGGACCAGGAUGAACAAUGGUGGUCACUGUGGAGGCCAUCAUCGGAACGAAUGAUCUGAUCUGAUCUCCUCCGUUAGCGAAGAGUCUAAUUCCGAGCGAGUAAAUUCUUCGACAGCAUUGGUGGCCUCGGCGCUCAGCUAGUCUCGAUCUCGGAAGACGACAGACGGCGCCUAGGCUGCUGCUCGAUUGCGUCAAGCAGGUGCAGCGGAUCAGCCGCCAUUGACGUAAAUUGAGCGACUUCGGUUGGCAAUCUGGCCCCAGUCGUCAUGUGCUCGACCCUAUUUCUGCCGCUUCUCGAGCUCUGCGAUUGAAAUUCCUCUGUGCAAGCUCCACAUUCCUACAUACCGCUCGGCGGCAGCGUAGUUUCCACUUCGAAUUGUGGACACCCUUCGAGUCGAACACGCCGCGAUCUCCCUCCAAACGCUGAGAACCAGUUCGAAAGCAUCGCUCUGGAAUCCGAUCGGACUCGAACCGCAGUCCAAUGCUGACGCCCGUACGGUGAUCUCCGAACGUGCUGACUCUCGAUACCGCCGUCGUGAGAUUGUUGAGUGCGGAACUCCUUUCGGGUCCGAUUUCUGGAACAUGGCGCGUUCGUCGGAGGAGUCAAUGUUAGCAGAUUUGUGGGUUUAGAGGUCAUGGAAGAUGCUCCGUGACAGUGAUGAUGACGCCAAUGGAAUGGGACGAGGCUUUCGCAGAGCGUUUUCAAAUAGAGUAAAUUUAAAGCUGGGCUGCUUGCUUACUGAAGCUUUCGACGGACUGAUUCUGGUUGGACAAUCGGUGAGUGCGGAUUUGUGACGAUUAUCUCCGUUCUGCCCAUUUGUCGCAGCGAUCCGCAGUCGAUGGAUCCACGAUAUGGUUUACGGUUCUUUGUACGAAGCUGCCUAAGAUCCGCCCCGGAGGGCAGGAAGC
This is a messenger RNA of Marchantia polymorpha subsp. ruderalis, 2771 nucleotides long. The record is from the annotation of a GenBank genome assembly. NCBI's taxonomy places the organism in Eukaryota, Viridiplantae, Streptophyta, Marchantiopsida, Marchantiales, Marchantiaceae.